Messenger RNA from Anoplophora glabripennis (Asian longhorned beetle), 901 nucleotides. It is a transcript of the gene Scox, whose product is annotated as protein SCO1 homolog, mitochondrial. Gene Ontology annotation, cellular component: mitochondrial inner membrane. Gene Ontology annotation, biological process: mitochondrial respiratory chain complex IV assembly; intracellular copper ion homeostasis. The coding region runs from base 45 to 860 and encodes 271 amino acids. Gene Ontology annotation, molecular function: copper ion binding; copper chaperone activity. The transcript has 5 exons. The record is from RefSeq and is a predicted model, not a curated record. NCBI's taxonomy places the organism in Eukaryota, Metazoa, Arthropoda, Insecta, Coleoptera, Cerambycidae.
UGGAUUUUGGUUGGAUGCUUCUGUUUAGUUAACCUAAAAAAAUCAUGUUUAGUCUCAAACGAAUUUGUUCCAUAUUAACGACUGUAAGAAAUUGUAGGACCAAACAUAAUAGCACCGAGAAUGUUAUUGUGAGUAAAAAACUAGAAAAUUUUCGAAAUUACAGCAGUGGUGCUCCAUUACCAAAACAAAAACCUCCUGGUAAAGGUGUCGGUCCAAUAUCAUGGACAAACUUAGCCAUUACAUCAGUAAUAGGCAGCGGUCUUCUUGCAUUUAUGUGGUAUAUAAAGAAAGAAAAAGAAGAAGCACAAAUGAGGGAACGAAAGCGUAUGUUGGGAAAAGCUGCAAUAGGUGGAAAAUUUGAACUAGUAGACACUAAUGGAAAAUUACGGACAAGUGAAGAAUUUCUAGGAAGCUGGCUAUUAAUAUACUUUGGAUUUACACAUUGUCCUGAUAUAUGUCCAGACGAAUUAGAAAAAAUGUCUGUAGUUAUUGAUAACUUAGAUGCAUCGGAGGAAAUGCCAAAAUUUCAACCUAUAUUUAUAUCAGUUGAUCCAAAUAGAGAUACACCUGAAGUUGUUGGAAAAUAUUGUAGAGAAUUUAGUCCAAGAUUAUUAGGUCUUACUGGCAGUGAAGAUCAAGUAGGCAAGGCGUGUAAAGCAUACAGAGUGUAUUUUAGUUCGGGGCCAAAGGAUGAUGAAAAUGACUAUAUUGUUGACCACACAAUUAUCAUGUAUUUAGUCAACCCAGACGGUGAGUUUGUAGAUUAUUAUGGACAAAAUAAAAAUGCUUCAGAAAUAGCUACCUCAGUUAAAAUAAAUGUAUUAAAGUAUAAUCAAUUGAACAAGAAGAGCUGGUUUUAGUAUAAGUAGUUUAAAUAUGUAAUAAAGUGUCUUUAAUAGAA